AUGACCCACGAACAUCAUCGACUUUUACCUAUAGCGCUCCAUAUUGACAACUCCAUCGUCUUCACCAAAGAAACGUUUUGGAUCCAGCUCCAGUGGACAAAAGCUCAUCUGCUCGCCAUGAAUCAAAGAUCAUCUGUGUCUACGGUCCCGAAAACCAACCCGUUACGCGUUGGUUUUAUAGGACUGUCUGCCACUAAGGGCUGGGCCAUAAAAUCGCAUUAUCCUGCGAUUUUACAAUUACCAUCGCAGUUCCAAAUAACAGCUGUGCUUAACCUCGAUGUAGAAACGUCUAAAUCGACCAUUUCCAAACUCAAGCUGACGCGAGCAAAAGCGUUCGAGAACAUUGAGCAAUUCGCUCAAUACGACAAAAUCGAUCUUGUCGUCGUGUCCGUGAACGUACCUAAUUUCCACCAACUAGUAGUCGACUUAUUCAAGUAUUCCCAAGGAAGUCCCAACUUCAAAUAUCUAUUUUCGGAGUGGAGUCUUGGCCGCAACCUGCAAGAGGCCCAAGAAAUUUAUCAAUUGGCCUCGUCGCGUGGAAUCCGAACCAUUGUGUCGUUACAGGGCCGGAAAUCCCCGUAUGUUCUUAGAGCCAAAGAACUUGUUUCACAAGGUUGUAUCGGCCACAUAAACAGUAUAGAAGUUUCCGUGAUUGGCGGAUUUUAUGGCUACGAACGACCCUCUAAGUCCCCGGAUUAUCUUUACGAUGCGGAAAGCGGCGUGAACCUGAUCUCGAUGGCUUUUGGCCAUACUGUCGACAUACUACAGUAUAUCACGGGCUCUUAUUUCUCGCAAGUGAACGCCAUGAUUUUCAAUAACAUACCAACGCAGGCGUUGAUCGACGAACGGGGUAAAAACAUGGGUCAAGAAAAGUCCAAAUCUGCACCCGACCACCUAUUAUUCCAAGGUUCCCUAAAAACGGGGAACGUGCCAGUCUCCUGCAGUUUCAAGGGUGGCACUCCGGUCAAGAAGUUCACUAAAAACCUGGUUUUCGAUAUUCACGGUACUAAAGGAGACCUAAAACUAGAGGGAGACGCAGGUUUCGCAGAGAUGUCCAACCUGGUGUUGUACUUCUGUGGUCAAAGACCCAGUGAAGACCUCUCCACAAGCUCCGCAGAAACCAUGGAAGUAUAUCAUUUGCGCAAUUACAACUCCAUGGUAGGCAACAUUCUGCGCAUCUACGAAGCGGUUGCGGAUCAUCAUUUCAAAACGAAUGCGCGAAGCAAGCUAACCGAGAAUUACACCAGACAGGGCUUCCAAUUUGGCGGCUUUCCCACUUUCGCGGAUGCUAUUUUAGUUCAUAGGCUGAUCGACGUGGUGCUUCGCAGUCACGACCAGAAGGCCACUCUUCCCGUGCCAGACACGGACAAUAUAAACGCUCCGCAGGAUGUGCCUCCAUUGCCAGAUUAA
Lachancea meyersii CBS 8951 is the source of this 1410-nucleotide messenger RNA. Lineage: Eukaryota; Fungi; Ascomycota; Saccharomycetes; Saccharomycetales; Saccharomycetaceae. The record is from the annotation of a GenBank genome assembly.